AUGAAUAACACGUGUCUUGCCGCAGUGGCUGCAACUCUUUGUCUUGACCUCAAGGGCACAACGGAAGAUCGGUGGGUCAAUCCGCGGCCGGGUACUGUUCUCAAGGACUUGAACUUCGCGGACAAAACCAUUGGAAUUCCUGACCUGAAACACAAAGCUGCACUUCUGCACAUCCUGAAAAGAGACACGCAGUUUCUGCGGAGCCAGCACGUGAUGGACUACUCUGUUUGCCUUGGAGUGCACUACUGCGAGGAGAACAGCUAUCCCAACUCAGAGCUCAUGACACCCGAGCCGGGCAUCUCCUCUUCACUGGCCGUCCUGCGCGGCUACGAGCCCAAGUAUCAAUGCACGCUGGUUCGGAAUCAGCCUUCGCAGAAGGUGGUUUUCUUCAUAGGCAUCAUCGACAUCCUCCAGCAGUUCACUUGGACGAAGGCACUUGCACACACCGUGAAGUCCCUCAGCCUUGGUUGGGUGCACGAGAUCGACACGGCCCCGCCAGCUUAUUACGCGCGGCGCUUCAAAACGUCUUUCUGUGCGAAGGUGCAGACGUUCCGUGAGCCGGAGGAUCGCGUCACCCGCUUCGUCCGACGCCUGCGCCUGGGCAUCGAGAACGGCACCGUGCCCUGCCCUACCUUUGUCAGCCUUGAGCGGCCGCGGACAGAAACAAAUCCCGAGUUUAGUGCCGACCCCACAGCUGAUGUGACACUGGACGAGGCUGUGGACUUCGCCGUGAGACGCGGUGGGCAACUGCUGGUGGCCCGGCGUGGUCUGCUCCGCAGUCGGGCAGAGGAGGUGGAAGCUUUCCUGGACAUGGAUCGCCAUGCGCUGAUCUUUCAGGAGAUGGCGCGGCGCCCUUACGCACGCGGCCGCCGCCCCACGUCGCUCGUAGCCUGCUACAAGAUCCGGCGCGUGUACUUGACCAUUGUCUGCUACAGGCCGCGAGACUUGUACUGCAUGGCAUGUCGCUCCCACAUGAAGAUUGAGGCUGAACCCCCGGAGUCGCGACGCUUUACAGUGGAGGCGGAUGACGAGGAGCCGCUUCGCUUCACUGCGCCCAGCCGGCGUCAGGCGAAGCUGUGGGUUACGGCCCUGGAGGUGGCGGCCGGCUACGUCGAAGCAAACGUCGAGGACGUCCGCGAGGCACAGGCUGCCGCGCUGGUUAGCUCUGCCAGUGGCAGCCCAGAUGCAGCCUUCCUCUCCAAGCCGGCCUCGGCAGUCCGUGCGGCGCUGCUCGGUUCCUUGGAUUUUCUCUUGGAGGAGAAGGAGCUUGCAGUGGUGCUCGGUACAGCGCGGCAGGCGAGACAUGGGCUGCUGGAGCCAUACCUUCUCGGGCCAGAGGCAGAACGUCGGUGGCAAAAGAGGCGGCUGAAGUGGAUUUUCGGCUUCGUUGAUGCAGAUGGAACAGGCGCACUGUCCAUUGAGAAGAUCAACCUGUUGUGGCAUGAGAUGAACAUCAAUGAAAAGGAGGGCCAGCAGGUCCUCACAGCAUUCCUGCGAGAGGAGCGGCAGGGCCGUCGUUCCGGCGGUGGUCGCCAGAUCGGUGGUGGUCAAGUACUACGACUCCAGGAUUGGACCAAAAUGCUGUCUCUGGUGGACAGUGCCUAUGUGAAAGCAGUCCACCGGUGCGUGAGGGACCACCUUCACCUUGGCUGCCCUGCUUCGUGCAGCGCUGGAACGAUGUCUGAGCUCAUGGUGCACGGAGUCAACUCGGAUCCGGCAAUGGUGCAGGUGACUGCGGAUGACUUGGCAGGCUUCUUCGUGGGCAUCCAGGGAGUCUGGCCGCCUCCAUCGAAGCAACAGGUCGAAAGGCUGGUUGCACGCCUCCCAGCACCGCUCAGUUCCAAGCAGCACAGCCUUUCAGCAGAAGCGUUGGUGCAGCUGCUUUGCUCGCCAGGCAAUGCGCUGGUGGACCCAGCAAAGCGGUCUUUGUUCCAGGACAUGACGCAGCCGCUGUCUGCCUACUUCGUAGACACCUCGCACAACACCUACUUGGAGGGCAACCAGCUGAGCAGUCGAUCGUCCGUGCUCCGCUACGUGGAGGUUCUCCGCACCGGUUGCCGAUCCGUGGAGGUGGACGUUUGGGAUGGCAGCAAUGGAGAGCCGGUGGUGAAGCACGGGUACACUGUGACCACGGAAGUACUUUUCCAGGAUGUCAUACAGGCUAUCGCCGAUCAUGCGUUCGUGGCAUCAGAGUUCCCCGUCAUCAUCUCCAUCGAGCAGCAUUGCUGCGCGGCGCAGCGUGUCCGACAGGGGCAGAUCAUGUCGGAGGUGCUGGGAGAUCAUCUCUUGAGGCCACCCUGGGACGAGCAGCACCAGUGCAUAGACAGUGCUGAGGCCGAGUCCAUCUCGCCAUGGUCGGCACGAAAACGUGUGCUCGUUAAGUCCUCGAUCGGCUGCUGUGAGCGAUGCCAGCGGCCGCUUCCGGUCUACGAUCGCUGCGUGGCCCUGCCGACGCGGAAAUUGCUCCACAAGCUGGUGGAGAGGGAGUUGAGUGAUGGAAGUGCUUCCCCCAGCAACUUCUCCGUGGAGCAGGACUCGAGCUACCCUUUCGAGGUGGCUUCUGGGACUGUGGCGAAGGUGCACAAGCUAGAGAAGACCCUGGGACGUGAUGCCAUGCGGCGCUGGAACUCUGCUCAUCUCUCUCGCGUCUACCCCGAGGGCACGCGCAUCGGCUCAGGCAACGUGGAUCCGGUGCCAAUGUGGCUCUGCGGUGUGCAGAUGGUGGCCAUGAACUACCAGACCUCGGACACCGGCCUCCUGCUCAACGAAGGCCUCUUUCGAAACUACAACGGUGGAUGUGGCUACGUGCUGAAGCCGCCUCUGCCCUCAGACAUCGUCAAGCCAACAUCACGGAGGCUUCGUCUUUGCAUCUGCUGCGGGCACCGUCUGCCAAGGCCAGACCUGUCGCUGGGUGAGACCCGCGGUGUGAGCUCGCCGAUGGUCACAGUGUCUCUGGAGCCUGGCCAGCAGGUGUCGCACACCCGUGCUGUGAAGCAAGACGGUUACCACCCCGUCUUCGAUCACGAGGCAGAAUUGCAGGUGUCGGAUAGCCCGCUGCACAUCCUCACUUUCGAAGUCUUCGACACUCCCACCGGCAGAACUAUGGCCAGGAGUGCUGUGACGCUCGAUGCUGUUCGUCCAGGCUUCCGCUGGCUGGCCCUUCAUAGCCCGCAGGGCCACAGCAUACCCCGAUGUGGUCUGCUGCUGCAAGUGCAAUCGGCUGCGUCAUUGGACUUGAUGUCUUCUUCUGUGGCAUCCGCCCAGCUCGAUAGGCCCGGAAGCUCCAUCACUUCCGUUGCCUUCGUGCGGACCGGGACCCUGCAGGCUUGGAACCAGAUGCUCAAGGUGGCGCCGAGGUCCGUCCUGAGCGGCCUCUGGCGGGAGGUGCUGCGGCUAGUCCUUCAGGGGCCAUGCGGCAAUGGUGAUGCGGACUUUGGCUCGCUCUCCAACUUGCGGAAGCUUCGCGUGGCGGUCGCCUGCCGGGCAGGACUGGUGGCUCUGCCGCCGCGGUUGGCGCCUUGGCGAUACGAACGGGGCGCGCGCUCCCUGCUAGUCAACUUUGCAGAGGCUACUGGCAGCAGCGCACCGAUUGCCUCUGCAGGCCUCAAUGUUGGCUCCGUGAGCCAAGAGGAGGAUGCGGAAGAGGACGCCCCGGAGGAGGUCGAGGAGGUGGUCGAGCUUCUGCUCUCGGCCCUGCGCGAUGCCGAGACGGUCGUGCGCUGGGCCGCGGCCAAAGGUGUCGGUCGGAUCACGAAUCGCCUGUCGCGAGACUUCGGGGACCAGGUGCUGGAAUCGUUGUUGGACCGCUGCUUUUCUUUUCGCGAGACUGACAAGGCUUGGCAUGGUGGCUGCUUGGCGUUGGCCGAGCUGACGCGGCGAGGGCUGCUUUUGCCCGAGCGCCUGCCGACGGUGAUCCCUUUGAUUUGCCAGGCGCUCCACUUCGAGCAGGUGUCUGGCAACCAUGCGGUUGGUCAGCAUGUGCGGGAUGCUGCGUGUUAUGUGUGUUGGGCCUUCGCUCGCGCCUACGCGCCGGAUGUACUCCAACCAUACGUAGAAGACCUGGCGAAAGCUCUCAUCCAGGUAGCGGUUUACGACCGCGAAAUCAACUGCCGGCGCGCUGCAGCUGCUGCCGUGCAGGAAAAUGUCGGCCGACAGGGCACAUUUCCAGACGGCAUUGAAGUUGUCACCAUCGCCGACUACUGGACCUUGUCUGGCCGGCGGCACGCGUAUCUCGAGGUCGCGCCAAAGAUCGCCGGCCUCGGGAACGGCGGAUACAGGAAAGCCCUGAUCGAGCACCUGGUGAGCCGAAAGCUGGUACACCAGGACCUGCAGAUCCGGAUGCUGGGGGCCAAGGGCCUGGCGUGCUUGGCGUGCAGUGAGCCUGAAAUUGUGGGCUUCCUGAACACGGUGGUGAUCCCCAGCCUUGUGGAGCGCUCCACAUCCGAGCAGUCAAGCCCGAGACCCGGUGCAGACACCUGCAAGAUUACGCAGGCAGUGACCGACAGAAGGGGUUGUGAUUGGUGCAUGACGUGGCCGCCCAGUGAUGCGGAGCCACAGGAGCAAGAGGAGUCGACGGCAAUUCGGCGACAGAAUCUCCAUCACGGCUGCCCCUCACCAAAGCGGCCACGCACUGCCCCUCCAUCGAGGAGUCCGACACCCGAACGGCGACAGCAGGGCUACCGGGUCUCCGACGUGGUGGAGCUGCGGGAGACGACUUCCUGCUUGCAGAGCGACACCCUCGCCGACGCCUGUAAGAAGCUCUGCCAAUCCGGGCGCACGGCAGUGGUGGUGCUCACCAGCACGAGCGGUGAAGUCCAUGGAGUGCUUACAGAAAACGACAUCCUACAAGCGAUCGUCGAAGGUGUUGAGUGGGAACAACCUCUCGAAAGAUGGCUAAAAGACGGACCAGCCCGGCUUCCCGGGUUUUUGGUACCUCCCAUGACGCUGCAAGCCGGGACUCCUCUCGUGGAGGCCGCCAAGCUGAUGUCGGAGCAGUCCGGCAGCAAGUUCUCCUGCCACCAUUUGCUGGUCCAGGUCCCAGGUGGCCAGUUGGAUGCCUCUGGACGGCCUUUGAAAGCCCGGCUCCUUUCCGCCCUUGACAUUGCCAAUGGCAUGCUCGAGGCUUCGAAAUCAUCAGUGGCAGCAGAGAAAGCUUUGGCUCUUUCCGUCAAGCACGUCAUGAAGCCGCGGACAUCUGUACCUACAUGCACUUCCACGCAGAAUUUGUCGGAGGCGUUUCGCCUCCUGUCUGGAUCGCAGCAGAACUGCGUCCUGGUGAACGACGAGAAGAAUGAGGACGAUGAGGCUGGCCAGGAAGAGCAGCCAGACAAAGACUCCACGAAGGGUGUAGUUACACCUGUGGAUGCAUUGCUGGCUUUCUCGGAGAAGAUCUCUGGAGAGAGUCGGAUACUUCGAGACUGGGUUUGCGGGGUCAAUGGCAUGCCGGCAACGUCGGAGCGCUUUGUUGAAGAAUCCACGUCCUUGGCAUCUGCAGCCUCGACGAUGGCUUUCUCGGGACAGCACCACCUACUCGUGGUGGCUCGGCUAGGUGCAGCGGCUGCGCCUGGUGCGGGUCCAACCGCCGGCACCGUUCAGGCACGGCACGGUGCCGUUGAAGCCGUGGCUUCGCUGGUUGAGGUUCUGCAGGAUAAAGUCACAGCCGAGAACCAGACAGCCAUUCGAAAUUUAGUCCCCGCCCUGGAGAAGGCACGCGCCUACCGGGGUCGCGGAGGUGAGGUCGUCCGCCAGGCCGCUUGUCGAUUGCUGCAGAAGAUUGCGGCAACCCCUUGGCCUUUCAAAGAUGCCACGGCGGUACGAUAUCUUCAAACCGUCGACGAGUGCGCACGCCACACGACCGAGGCUAUCAGGGUUGUGGCCGCCGAAGCUUUGGGCGUCCUGGCAGCGAAGAGGUUCAAACCGGAACUGUGCACCAAAUGCGUUCCGGUCUCGGAACAGUGGCAUGCGCUCAAGAGAGAUCGGCAAUGUAGAAUCGAAUGCAGUCCACGUCUGCGACUCGUUCUUGCUAGUGGGGUAGUAGUAGUGGUGGUGGUAGCAGUAGCAGUAGCAGUAGCAGUAGCAGUAGCAGUAGCAGUAGCAGUAGCAGUAGCAGCAGCAGUCGCGGCAGCAGCAGCAGCAGCAGCAGCAGCAGCAGCUGCUGCAGCUGCAGCUGCAGCUGCAGCUGCAGCUGUAGGUGCAGCUGUAGGUGCAGCUGCAGCAGCUGCAGCAGCUGCAGCAGCCGCAGCAGCCGUAGCAGCCGCAGCAGCCGUAGCAGCCGUAGCAGUAGCAGUAGCAAUAGCAGUAGCAUUUGCAGUAGCAGCAGCAGUAACAGUAGCGGCAGGAAUGGCAGCAGCAGUAGCCGUAGCAGUAGCCGUAGCAGUAGCAGUUGCAGACGUCGCCGUCGUGGUUUCAAUAGCUGAAGGUUGA
Symbiodinium sp. CCMP2456 is the source of this 6423-nucleotide messenger RNA. NCBI's taxonomy places the organism in Eukaryota, Dinophyceae, Suessiales, Symbiodiniaceae. The record is from the annotation of a GenBank genome assembly.